Glycine soja is the source of this 1298-nucleotide messenger RNA. RefSeq names its product protein IRX15-LIKE-like. Gene Ontology annotation, biological process: xylan biosynthetic process. Bases 285 to 1220 code for a protein of 311 amino acids. The transcript has a single exon. Lineage: Eukaryota; Viridiplantae; Streptophyta; Magnoliopsida; Fabales; Fabaceae. The record is from RefSeq and is a predicted model, not a curated record.
GAGCACGAGAAAGUGGACCAAGGCAGCAUUUACAGUCUCCAGGAUCUGUGGCUGGGUCUUGGGAUACGUGUGACCCUUCUCAAUUCCUCUGUCCCUUGCUAACUUCUCCUAUCUUCCGCAGUAGUACUACUACUAUCACAAGCCAUAAUAAUUAAGGCACUUCUCACCAGUAGUAACUAUUACUUAGAGGGAGAGAGAGGUUUUAGAGAAGAAGAAACAAUCUCCAAAGAAACAUAACAACAACAACAAUCAAUCAAUCAAUCAAUCUCUUUUCCUCGUACAAAAUGAAGAACAACAACAACACCAAGCUCAUCCUCCUCCACAAACAAACCCUAACACCCAACACCGCCGCUUCAACACUCUUCUCUUCCCACCGUCUCUGGCUCUUUUUCUUCUUCCUCCUCUUCUCCACCCUCCUCUUCACCUGGACCCUCAUCUCAACCACAAUCUCCUCCACUUCAACCAGCUCCUCCGCCGUUACCUCCCCUCUCCCACCCUCCGUCACAAAGGCACUCCUCCACUACGCCGCCGCCGCCAACUCCUCCACCAAACCCAUGUCCCCCGCCGAAAUCUCCGCCGUCUCCACCUCCCUCCUCCGCCUCCCCCCGCGCCCCAACCUCCUCGUCUUCGGCCUCACCCACGAGUCCCUCCUCUGGGCCGCCCUCAACCACCGCGGCGGCCGCACCGUCUUCCUCGACGAGAACGAAUACGCCAUCUCCAAGUUCGAGUCUUCCAACCCCGGCGUCGAAGCCUACGACAUUCAAUUCACGACGAAAGUCAGCGAAUACCCAAAACUCCUCUCCCAGGCCCAAUCCCAGGCCCAAAACGACUGCAGGCCCGUCCAGAACCUCUUGUUCUCCGAAUGCAAGCUUGCAAUCAACGACUUACCUAACCACAUCUACCAGGUUGCGUGGGAUGUUAUUCUCGUUGACGGGCCAAAAGGGUAUUUUCCGGCGGCCCCAGGGCGGAUGGCGCCGAUCUUCACGGCGGCGGUGCUUGCCCGGAGUAAAAUAUCCGGCGGCGAGACCCACGUGUUCGUGCAUGACUUCGGGAGAGAGGUGGAAAGGGUUUUCAGCGAGGAGUUUCUGUGCAAGGAAAAUUUGGUUGAGUUGGUGGAUUCGUUGGGGCACUUCGUUGUUAAGAGUGAGGCUCACGACGGAGAAAGCGCUGUUUUCUGUAAAAACUCGUCGUCGAAGGUUGUCGGCGACGAAGAGGACUAGGAUUAUGCUUGGGCUCCAGAGAAUGUGUAAAAUUAUCUUUUUUUAUAUAAAUAUUUUUAGUAGAAAGGAACCAGGAAA